Molecule: messenger RNA, 3806 nt
Organism: Candidula unifasciata
Lineage: Eukaryota; Metazoa; Mollusca; Gastropoda; Stylommatophora; Geomitridae
Source: the annotation of a GenBank genome assembly
AUGGCAACACAAAAGCCAGGAGAAUGGGUGAAUUCUCUUAUAGCAAGAUUUGAUGCACAGCUGCCGAUCAAAACUGGCCUUCAUACAACCCAGUCGAUGCAGAAUGUUAAACAGAACAAAGAAAGCCUAGUGAAUGUCAGCAAAUACAAAUUUUCUUUGGUUAUCAAUGGAUUGACAAAGACUCUUCAGAGUCUUUUACAGUUUAAAGUGAAUCGCCCAGAAGCAGAGCGAAAUUACCUUGAAUCCCAGCUCAUCAUUUUGGAUACCUUGAAGCAAGUUCUCAAUUCUCAACCCAAAGAUACAACUCGCUUAGAUGAAGCCAUGUAUGUUAAAUUGUUGCUGCCUGAAAUUUGCAAGUUCUUAAACCAGCAAACAGACAACCCACAGUUGAAAAUUUUGGCAUCUGAAGUGCUGUUUGCCCUGAGUCUCAACAACUUUACAGCUGUGUUCAACAAAAUCUCAGCAAGGUUGGUGGCAUUGUCCCAAGUUGAGGAAACAUCAGAUUUAUCAGAUUUGGAACUUAUUCAGCACAUGAACAUGGACUUAUCUCGCCUGACAAAACUACUCAAUGUUGUGUCCAAAUUCAAGAUGCUGAAAUCUCGACCUGUGAUCAUUACGCUGGGACAGAAUUUAGAAAAGGCUAUAUGGAAUUGGAUGGACAAUUAUCCACAUGAAUUUACAGAUUUGCAUAAACGCCCGAAUGAUGAGCUUCAGGAUUGCUGUGAUAAACUCUUUGAUCACCUGAAUGUGCUGACAGAAGGAUCUAGAAGAAGAGUUCAGAUCUGGCCUUUACAAAUGAUGCUUUUAAUCCUGUGUCCAAAAAUUUUGGAAGAAAUUAACAAUGCUGAGACAGGUGCACCAUGUUCACAACAGUUUUUGAAAAAGAAAUCCUUCAUCGAUGAGGUGAAAAAGUCCAUAUCAAAUCAUCAUAGCAGCAACAAACAGUAUACUGAAGGAGCUGCUGUCACUUGUGUACGGCUGUGUAAAGCUUCAUCGUAUAUCCCCAUCAAUGAUCGGCUCAAUGUUGUCUUUACCUUGGUGCAGUCGGUCAUCAAUGACUUGAAGACACUUUUGUUCAAUCCACCUGCCAACAGUAAACCAUUUUCCAAAGGCACUGGCUUUGGGUCUCAGGACUAUGACCUGUAUAUUGAUUGUUUUGUCAGUUGCUUCAGGAUUACACCCCACAACAAUGAUGUUCUGAAAGUGUGUCUCAAUCCGUCAUCUCCACCAAUGUAUCAUUAUAUCCUGGUUAGUGCCCUGCACAGAAUUAUCACUCAGCCACGCCUGCCAUGGUGGCCUCACAUCAGUUUAGUCUACAGCAAAGCUGGAGAGCUGAGAAACAUGUUCAAUGACAUAGUAAACAAAGUGACUCAAGGCUUCAGCAGUCAUAGCUGCCCCAAGCAAACAGGUCCAAAGCUGACAGCUCCUUUCAAACUGAAUAAAGCCACAGAUGAAGUCUUGACCUCCUACAAGUACAUUUUGCUGUGGCUGGUCAAACUGAUUCAUGCUGAUCCUCAUCUCAUGCUGCAUAAUCAAGGCAAGCAAGGCCAUGAGAUUCAGCAUAGUACUCUGGAUCUCAUUACAAGUUUAGUUUCUUUGGUCCACCAACAAUGGAUGCCGGAUGUUGCUCAGAAGGCUAUGGAGGCACUUCUGUGUUUGCAUCAGCCAGAAAAUAUAGAACUGUGGAACCCAGAGGCUCCCAUUAACACUUUCUGGGACAUCAGUUCCCAGGUUUUAUUUUACAUAUCUCAGCGUCUGAUUCAACAUCAAAUAGUCAAUUAUACAGAAAUCUUGAAAUGGCUGCGGGAGAUACUUGUCUACAGGAACCGAUUUCUUCAGAAACACAGUGCAAACGCUAACAUGGGCAGCAACAUUCCAGUGUGUAGACAAGCUCACAUUAAAUUAGAGGUUGUGUUCUUCAUGUAUCUGUGGAGCAUUGAGAUAGAUGCUGUGCUCACCUCCAUGUCAUGUUUCCGUCUCUUGUGUGAGGAAGCUGAUAUACGUUGUGGUGCUGAUGAGAUGACUGUUACACAGCUGCUUCCAAACUAUUCCGUGUAUGCAGAAUUGGCUGCUGCCAGUACUGUAUUGACCACAGGAAGAGCUGCUUUGCAGAAAAGAAUUAUGGCUCUGCUGAGAAAAAUUGACCAGUCAACUCCAGGAAAUUCACAGGCUUGGGAUGACACAUUCCGCAACUGGGAUGCAGUUACACGUUAUUUAGAGAGCUAUCCAAAGAUAAAACUUGAAGAAGGGAGAGAACUGACCGAUGUGAUGAGGAUAACAAAACGCAAAACACCACAUUCUAACACUGAACAUGAACUGGAGGAUCAGCUGAAUGAAUGGGCAAACAUGACAGGAUUUUUAUGUGCUCUUGGUGGGGUGCGACUGUCAAACAAGUCACAGAGAGUUGGGAGCUAUAUGUCCUUGCCAGGCUUGACCAUGGAGGGAAGUCGUAAGAGCAGUCUUAUGACCAGCUGUGCCAGUGACAUGCAGUAUUGUCCGGUAACACAGUUCCUGGGCAACCUUUUGAAGCUGUUAGUGUUCCAGAACGAAAGAUUUGGUGCCCAGAUACAGAAACAUGUGAAAGAAUUGGUUGGUCAUGAGCUCAAUCCAGCACUGUAUCCGAUUCUGUUUGAUCAGAUUAAAAUUUGUGUUGACAAAUACUUUGAUCCUGCCGGGCAGGUUGUGGACUCACCACAAAGCACGUUGUUGAUAGAAAAUGUCAUCUUCAUCAUGAAAAAUAUUUUGGAAAUGAAACAAGACCAACCAUGUGAAUAUCUGGGUGUAACAAGUAUUGAGCAACUCAUGUUGUCCAUAGUCAAGUAUGUACGUUACCUGGAUUCAUCAGUCCAUGCCAUUCAGAUCAAGACAAAACUGUGUCAGCUGGUGGAAGCGAUGAUGCAGAGACGAGAUGAGUUGACAUUUCGACAGGAAAUGAAGUUUCGCAACAAAUUAGUGGAAUAUUUGACUGACUGGAUCAUGGGAAAUUCUCAUCAAGUGAAUGUGCAGGGGGACAUCUGUAGCAUGUCCCGCGAUCUGGAUCAAGCCAGCAUGGAAGCUGUAGCAGCUCUUUUGGCAGGUUUACCACUCCAGCCAGAAGAGAGUGACCGCGGAGAUCUCAUGGAGGCAAAGUCACAGCUUUUUCUCAAGUAUCUAACCUUGUUCAUGAACCUUCUGAAUGACUGUUCUGAUGAAGAGCAAGAUAAAGCAAUGGAUCCCAAUCGUAAACGCAGCAUGAGUAAUUUGAGUGCUCUCAGAAACUGCACUGUUCAAGCCAUGUCUAACCUCCUAAAUGCAAACAUCGACAGUGGCUUGAUGCAUUCUAUUGCACUUGGCUACCAUAAGGACCCUCAGACCAGAGCUGCAUUCAUGGAGGUGCUGACCAAAAUCCUGCAACAAGGCACAGAGUUUGAGACACUUGCUGAGACUGCACUGGCAGAUCGAUUUGAACGACUGGUUGAGCUAGUCACUAUGAUUGGUGACAAAGGAGAGCUGCCAAUUGCCAUGGCCCUGGCGACUGUUGUAUCUGUUUCACAAAUGGAUGAGCUGGCGAGAGUAUUUGUCAACUUGUUUGAUGCCAAAAGACUUCUCUAUCAGCUGUUGUGGAAUAUGUUCUCCAAGGAAGUAGAGAUAGCAGAUUGUAUGCAGACACUCUUCAGGGGUAAUUCCUUGGCCAGCAAGAUCAUGGCUUACUGCUUCCGCUUCUACGGUCAGUGGUACCUGAGAGAGCUUCUAAACCCUUUGCUGUUGGGCAUGUUUGAAGUGGAGAGAAGCGAUCAUCCCCUCUCUUAUGAAGUUGAUCCUGCCAG